Rhodotorula toruloides NP11 is the source of this 2178-nucleotide messenger RNA. RefSeq lists its product as uncharacterized. Bases 1 to 2178 code for a protein of 725 amino acids. The record is from RefSeq and is a predicted model, not a curated record. Lineage: Eukaryota; Fungi; Basidiomycota; Microbotryomycetes; Sporidiobolales; Sporidiobolaceae. The transcript has 2 exons.
AUGUCACAUCUCGACGCGCCGCUCCGCUCGCGGCGACAACACCCCUCGAGCGACGUCUUCUUGCGACGAGAGGCGGGCGUCAUCACGUCCGAAGACACCUUCCCACCUCUCGACCUCGACGACUCGUCCUCCCCUUCCUCGUCCUCGUCUUUCGCAGCCAGCACCCGCUCUCUCAGAUCCCUCCUCCUCCCCGCCCAGGUCGAGCUGAGACGUGUCUUCCACCGUCAACGACGACGAGACCUCCCCUCGAACGAGACAGACACGGACGAACGCGCCCCGAAGCGGUUCAAGACCGACUCGUCUUUCCACAUCCACCGCGUCCACCACCUCCACGAGCGGCAGACUCGCACCUCGACAACGACUGCGCAGCUCGGAGCGGCCCUGUCGAAUGUCGGAACUGGGACGGACUGCCAGGCUUUCGCGGAUCGGUAUGGAGACGGACGGAGGACGCAGGUCUUGCUUGGGUGUGCGAGGGCGAAGGCGGCUGCGGUAACGACGUCGCAGGAGGCUAGCUCCAGUCGGGCUGCGGCCGCUGCGUCGACUAGCACGUCGAGGCGGAUACGAACCUCGACGACUACCUCUCGACGCUCGACUCGAACUUCCACCGCACCUCGAGACGCAGCAACACCCCGCCUCGCAGCACCUGUCGCGACACCCCUCUCCCCAGCACAAGCCUCUGCCCUCUCUCGCUCCGUCAUCGGCUCAGUCGUGAGCGAGCAAUUCAGCCAAGCCGCGUCGGUUGUCGCCAGCCGCGUAUCGGUCGCGAGCGCCUCGAGGGCCGUCCUCAUGUCGAGCGUCGACUCGAUCUUCUCAGAAGCGGCGAGCGUCGUGGCCAGUCGGCAGGGGUUGUUGCCGACUGUCACGUCGGCUUCGUCCGCCUCCACGGCCUCUUCCUCUUCGACAUCCUCGUCCGCUCCUUCUUCCGCCUCUUCGAUCUCGUCCACCUCUUCAUCCAGCGUGACUCCGUCUUCAACAGCAAAUCCCGCUCGCAGCAACCACAACCGGAUAGCCAAAAUCGUCGGGCCCUCUGUCGCCGUCCCCCUCGGCCUACUCCUCCUGGCCCUCCUCCUUUUCUGCUGCCUGAAACGCCGGCGACGAAAGACCGGCGCAGGCUAUACUACCUCAGGGCGGUCGACGCCUGGCGGACUAGGGCCCAUCUCGCAUCCUCAGCCGCUGCAGCCUGCGGCGGGAGGGGCGAUGAGGGAGUAUGGCGCGAUGGGUGCUGGAGCGGGGUUGGCGGGACUUGGUGCAGCAGCAGCAGCGGGAGCAGGCGGACGGACUGGCGAGCCAGGCAGCUCGCAAGAGUCGCUCGGUCCUACACCGUCAGCUAUCGGCGUGGCUUUCUCCGAGCCUCGAACAAAGUGGGGACGCCGGUCGCUCGUUGAUGUCCUCGCCGGCGGCGUGCGCGGCGCCAACAGCGGUUCGAACACGCCUGAAGGAUCGGCGGGCGACGGGAGCGGCGGCCACCAGCGGGGCUUGUCCACCUCGUCCUCGUUCGGCGGUCGUCAACCCUCCAUCCGCAGUUCCGCCUCGAUACCGAGCGAGUUGCGCGGAGUUGGAGGCUACAACAUCUACGGCUACCAGCCUGGCCAGCCCCGGCCCGUCAUGAGCAUGACCUCGCCCCUCUCGUCUCACUACGACCCCUUCGGACCGGGCGCGAUCGUCCCUGUCCCCGAGUCGGCGACAAGUAUGCAUCCGGUCUCGUCGGAGGAAGGGUUGAUUAGCGGGUACAGCGAGGGUCCUGGUGGGAGUGGCAGCGGCGGAGGGAGGUCCGGCUCGGGCGAGUCGUUCACGGCUGUCCUGGCGCCACCGCUUGCGGCGGGCUACGCCCACUCGAGGCAGGCGCAGCAGAGCCGGACAACGCAGCAGACGAGCGAGGGGGAGCAGGAAUACUGGACCGCCGAUGCGGGUCAGAGCAGCGUCGAUACGCAUACGCAAGAGGCGGGCGAUUACGAGGAGGCGGAGGAGGAGCUCAGCGGGUCGCCGCAAGAGGAGGCGGUCAACUUUGGGAGUGGGAGCUCGAGCAGCGGGAGCGGGGCGGGGAGCAGGAUGAGCGAGGACCCGAACUCGACGCCGAGGUUGGGCGGGAGCAGGACGUCGACGCCGCGGCUGGGGAUGGGGCACGGCAGCAUCGGGUCGAGGAGGAACGACGGGACAGGCAGCUGGUGGAAUGCCUGA